Lactuca virosa is the source of this 366-nucleotide messenger RNA. NCBI's taxonomy places the organism in Eukaryota, Viridiplantae, Streptophyta, Magnoliopsida, Asterales, Asteraceae. The record is from the annotation of a GenBank genome assembly.
AUGGCAUCUUCAAGCAUGGUUGUGGUACUACUAUUCGCAUUGAUUGCAGGAUCUGCUCUUGCUCAGUCGCCGACCUCCGCACCAACCGUCUCCCCAACUGCCGCUCCCACCGCUACACCUCCUACUUCGGUUGUUGUGCCUCCUUCCACUGCUCCUACUUCUUCACCAACUGAAUCUCCGUUGGCUUCUCCACCUGCUCCUCCCACUGCCGUCACUCCUAGCGGAGCUCCCGGCGCUUCUCCUCCUUCCAUCGCUUCUACUCCUACCGACUCACCUACCUCAUCGCCUAACGCCGCUAGCUUGAACAGAGUCGCCUCCGUUGGAUCUGGUUUUGUAGCUGUCUUAGCUGCUGCUUUGGUCCUGUAG